AGAGGGGGGGGGGGAAAAAAAAAAAAAAGACAGACCGAGGCGACGUUGCGACAAAGCGCUGCCGGGUUGGCUGCCCCUUUAUCCUCGUCCUCGUCUUCCUCCUCCUGGAAAUCGAGUGUGCGCUCCGCCGCUGCGGGGAAUUUCGCUCGGUUGUCUGUUCCAUUGGUUCGAGUGAGAAAGGAAGGGGAAUCGUCAGAGGCAGCUCGGCGGCGGGGGCGGGAGGUAGAAGAGAUCAGUUGCGGGCGUUGAAUUGCAUCGAUGGACCAGCUCGUCAACUUCGUCAUUCGGCCCCCCAGGGCUGAGUAUGAUCCAAAAUCAGAUUUAUUAGAUGAUGAGUUCAUGCUGAAAGGAAAAUUGUACCAAAGAAAAGAUCUGGAGGUCACAAACAGCCGGGGAGAUGUCCUUAAAUGUAGUCACUAUGUGCCUGUUCAUAGUCCUGAGGGAAAGCCCUUGCCCUGUGUAAUUUAUUGCCAUGGUAACAGUGGGUGUAGGGUUGAUGCCAGUGAAGCAGCCAUUAUUUUGCUUCCUUCAAACAUUACAGUUUUUACCCUUGAUUUCUCGGGGUCAGGACUUUCUGGAGGAGAACAUGUCACAUUGGGGUGGAAUGAAAAAGAUGAUCUAAAGGCGGCCGUUGAUUAUCUGCGUGCUGAUGGAAAUGUCUCUUUGAUUGGCUUGUGGGGCCGUUCAAUGGGUGCUGUCACCAGCCUUAUGUAUGGAGCUGAGGAUCCUUCAAUUGCUGGAAUGGUUCUUGAUAGUCCAUUCUCUGUUUUGGUUGACCUGAUGAUGGAACUAGUUGAUACCUACAAAAUUCGGUUGCCUAAGUUCACUGUGAAGUUUGCAAUUCAAUUCAUGCGGAAGGCCAUCCAGAAGAAAGCGAAGUUUGACAUAACUGAAUUAAAUGCACUAAAGGUUGCAAAGACGUGCUUUGUUCCUGUACUAAUUGGCCAUGCCACUGAAGAUGAUUUUAUACGGCCCCAUCAUUCCGAUCGCAUAUUCGAAGGCUAUGUGGGAGACAAGAACAUUAUCAAAUUUGAGGGAGAUCACAACUCACCGCGCCCGCAAUUCUACUUUGACUCCAUAAACAUUUUCUUCCACAAUGUUCUUCAGCCUCCUGAGGACGAGGUGGUGGGGACCUUUUUCGAUAGUUUUCCAAGUUUCAUUGGAAAGACUGGAUGGAGUGGUGAGCACGAGCCAGGUUAUGCCCACAAAUCUUCUGUCUUGUCUAAAGGACUGGUGACUAGCAGCACAGCUGAUGCCAUUAGAGAACUGCGCACCAAACAGACUAUGAGUCAAACAAAGGUGCCUUUUGAUAUGCGAUCAAAAGAUGAUCAAUCUGAUGCUGAGGACUUAUCAGUUGAUGAUGAUUCUUGUACGUCUUCUUCCCGAAUGAUAAACUUCGAGCUAUCUAAUGGGAAUCCUUACGGUCCUCAUGUUCCAGCCUCCAUAGAAGAUGAACAAUAUGUAGAAUACGAACUUGAGGACUUGGCAGGUUUCCCGAGCAGUGUGGAGGAGGAAGAAAAGAUGCUCAUGGAAGCAGUCGUGGCUUCACUGAAAGAUUUGGAGAAGCGUGGUCCCCAAACUGAAGACUUGAUUCUCGCCAGUGGAACUGAUUCCUUUGAGUCCUCUCGUGUAGGUGAUCCAGAGACCUCAUCCACCACAGUAACUUGUGCAGCCUCAAAAACAGAGUCUGCUUCAAGCUCAACAAUCCAUGGCCAAGUUUUGGUGUCAGAACACCCCUCUCCCGAGACAAGCGUAUCAUCUUCUCGAGCUGUGUUGGAAGUUCCUCCAUCGAGUAAAACCAAAGAAGAAGGGUCUUCUCAGUCCAACCCUCCAGGAAACGCCCCAGUCCAAUCCGAUGAAGCAGCAGAUGUCUCGGGAAAAACCAAAGCCACCUUGACAGUCGUUAAGAGCCCCACGAGCCACAUUUUGGAAGGUUUGAUUCGCCGUUGGGAUCUCAACUGCUUCAGAAGUAGAUGAAAUUGGAAGUCUUUAAGUUAUUUUUCUCGCUUCUCGGUUUGGAUGUGCUGAUGAUAGACAUUUAUAUUUUUUGUGGGCAUAUUGUUCCGUUGCCACGGGGUCGCCGAUCUAAUUUGUGUUGUAAAAAAGGAUUGUUUUGGGAAGGAAAAUGGGAAAAAGGGAAGAACCAAGGGGGGAUGGUGGGUUGUAAAUGCUUACAGAGGAUGAUAGUGUCUGCCUUUUGAUUGAACGAUAGAUGAUUGCUGUUAAUGCCAUUGUUGUGACUGCUUCUACGUC
Punica granatum (pomegranate) is the source of this 2253-nucleotide messenger RNA. Lineage: Eukaryota; Viridiplantae; Streptophyta; Magnoliopsida; Myrtales; Lythraceae. The record is from RefSeq and is a predicted model, not a curated record.